UUCAGUAACCCACAACUCUUCUUGUUCAAAAAAUCAUUAUAAACAUUGUGUUAGACCAUCUGAAGAAUACAUGAGAUGGGGUAUCCUAUAAACAGAGUUUGAUUUCUCAGUUCCAGGGGCCAGGAAGUCCAAGAGCAUGCCACUGACAUCUGAUGGGAGCUACACGCUGCAAGAGCAUCGCAUGAAUACUUCCAUUAAAGAAGAAGAAGAAGGGGGAGGAGGAGGAGGAGGAAGAAGAGGAGAAGGAGCAGCAGCAGCAGCAGCAGCAGCAGCAGCAGCAGCAACAGCAGAAGAAGAAGAAGAAGAAGAAGAAGAAGAAGAAGAAGAAGAAGAAGAAGAAGAAGAAGAAGAAGAAGAAGAAGACCCACAAAGAUAAUAUAUUUUAAAUGACACAGAUUUUACUAUGGCAGCAAUAGUACAGAACUUUAUGGCUGAAUACAAGUUCUUUUCCUGUGUCAGAAUUUAAACAAACAAAAAACCAAACGAACAACAACCCCCUCCUACAUUUUGGAACCUUGUGAAUGCUGAAAAAAAUCAGUCAUCUGGGUCCAUUGGUGGUGAACAUUAAUCUGUGUACCUAUUGUUUUUUUCUCCAAAGAGAACAGGAUUCAAAAACAGUUUUUCAAGACUUUAUCAUAAACUUGGAAGACAAAAUAUUUGUAGUUUGCACAUGCAGAAUGAAUAGACCAUGAGCAGCCAUCUGAUCCACCACACCAUAGAUCAUUGCAGACCUUCUUUCAGAAGAACUCUGCCAGCAUGCAAAGAAACUGGAGUCCUCACACAAUGCUGGUGGGGUCGGAAAAUGUUGCAACCACCUUAAUGUUGAUAGUCGCAUUAUUUGUUACAGCCAAAAAGUGGGAAUCACCUAAACAUUUAUCAACUGAAGAAUGGAUAAGUAAAAUAUGGUACAUCCAUAGAUAGACUCUUUGGCAGAAAAGGAAAGUAGAAAGAAAGGAAGAAAGGAAGGAAAUGAGGGAAGGCGGGAGGGGUAAUGGAGGAGAGGGUGAGGCGGGAGGCAGACAGGCAAGCAGCAGCGCUGCUACCUGCUACAACAGAGCCUUGAAAUAUUAAGUGCAGGAAGCCAGUCACAAAUGACCACAUAAGUAUGAUUCCAUUAUGUGAAAUGCUCCGAACUGGCAAAUUCACAAAACAAAGUAGAUGUGUAGUACUCUGAGGCUUUCAGGAAAUUAGGAGACUAGGAAUGGGGAGUGGCUGCUAAUGAAUGAUGUUCCUUUUUAGGGUGAUAAAAAUAUUCUCAAAGGAGACUAUAGGGAUGUUUGGACAACUCUUUAAAUGUACUAAAAACCAUUGAAUUUCACACUUUAAAUGGGCUAAUUUUAUGAUGUGUGAAAUAUAGCUCAAUGAAGUUGUAAAAACAAUAUUGUCUUUUCUAUGUGCAAAUUCUAAAACCAUAAUUUUAAGGAAAUUUUCCCAUUUAUAAUAAUACUCAUGAAGAUUAUUAUGGUGACAAUAAUGCCUCUGGUGGUUAAAAAGAGGUAAGAUAUCAAAGGAAUGUUUACAAAUGGAAAA
This is a messenger RNA of Cavia porcellus (domestic guinea pig), 1530 nucleotides long. RefSeq names its product protein FAM9A-like. The coding region runs from base 137 to 376 and encodes 79 amino acids. The record is from RefSeq and is a predicted model, not a curated record. NCBI's taxonomy places the organism in Eukaryota, Metazoa, Chordata, Mammalia, Rodentia, Caviidae. The transcript has 2 exons.